AUGCUGCCAAAUGAUUUCAGUCAUUCUGUGGAAUCCGAGUCAGAGCGAAAAAGAAGGAAAGAAAGAAAGGAAAAAGAAGAAGGUCAAGGGAAAGAAGAGUUUUCAAAAUGCCAUAAUCGGAUGCUUGGUACCCGUGAAAAUCUAAAACCUCCUGGGGAUAGUAAAGCCAAAUUGAUGGAGUUCGACGUUGCCGUGCUCCAAGGAACCACUCUGUCCAAGAAAGAGCAGAACUGA
Molecule: messenger RNA, 234 nt
Organism: Necator americanus (New World hookworm)
Lineage: Eukaryota; Metazoa; Nematoda; Chromadorea; Rhabditida; Ancylostomatidae
Exons: 5
Coding region: 1-234 (77 amino acids)
Source: RefSeq, a predicted model, not a curated record